AGGCAUACGCCAUGCGCUCUGUUGCCUUCGCUGCUCUCAUCGGCUCUGCCGCCGCCUUCUCCCCCUCCAUGUCCCUCGACGUCUCCCGCCGUCAGGUCGUCCAGACUGGAGCUGCCGCCGCCGCUGUCGCUCCUUUCCUCCAGCAGGUUCCUGCUCAGGCUGCCAUGGACAAGUCCGGACGCGCCCCCGUCAUCACCAUCUUCGACCACAGGGGAUGCACCGCUCACGCCAACAAGGAGUACACUGGCGCCAAGGCCAACUCCCAGGACGACGAGAUGUGCGUUAAGGUUGCCUCCGCCAAGAUCGCCGUGUCUGAGGGAGACGCCGCAAGGAAGCUCCAGGAGUUCAUCUCCUACCAGGCCAAGGGCAUCGAUGGACCUUACACUGGCAAGGGCAAGAAGUAAACAGCAAGAAGAUGCUAGAGAUGCGCAUGGGCGCGCGUGUUUGAGUAGUUUUGUAUGCUUUUUGUGUUGAUUGAAGGCUAUUCUUUGAACAUGAUUC
Messenger RNA from Guillardia theta CCMP2712, 501 nucleotides. It is a transcript of the gene CPEA19, whose product is annotated as phycoerythrin alpha subunit 19. The record is from RefSeq and is a predicted model, not a curated record. NCBI's taxonomy places the organism in Eukaryota, Cryptophyceae, Pyrenomonadales, Geminigeraceae. The coding region runs from base 12 to 404 and encodes 130 amino acids. The transcript has a single exon. Gene Ontology annotation, cellular component: phycobilisome.